AUGGAAUUGCAUCUCUACUCUCGCCAGCUGUUUGGUAAUAUUCCACCUCCCCCAUCUCUCAAUUUUACUUCACUUGUUCUAGAUCUUAGUGAUAAUAGCUUUGUUUCAAAGAUACCUGAUUGGCUUGUUAACAUUAGCACCUUACAACAUAUUGGCAUAAGCAACAAUGGUCUUUAUGGAAAAAUACCACUUGGUUUAAGAGACCUGUCAAAGUUAAAGUAUUUGAAUUUAGAGGACAAUUACAAUCUCACAGCAAGUUGUUCUCAACUCUUCACGCGAGGAUGGGAAAUGAUACAAGUGCUUAAUUUGGGAAGUACUAAAGUACAUGGGAGUCUUCCUUCAUCCUUUGGAAACUUGACUUCUCUCACUUACCUUGAUCUUUCUUUUAAUGCUAUCGAGGUUGUUAUUCCUAGUUCCAUUGGUCAACUCUGCAUUUUGAAUAUGCUUGAUUUAUCUGAAAACAACAUUACAGGAACUCUACCUGAAUUUCUUCAAGGAACAGAUAAUUGUCUUUUCAGAAAACCUCUUCCUAAUCUUGAGUAUUCUAUCAUGAAUAACAUCCAGCUGCAUGGUAAAAUCUCAUAUUGGUUAGUUCAGCUAAAAAAUCUAGCUGGUGUAAGUCUUGCACAUAAUUUGCUUGAAGGUCCCAUCCCUAUUUCUUUAGGGUCAUUGCAAAAUCUUAUGACGUUGGAACUUGAAGGGAAUAAAUUAAAUGGUACUCUCCCAGAGAGUUUAGGACAACUUACUAAGUUGUUACGCUUAGAUGUUUCUUCCAAUCAAUUGACAGGCAUGAUAACUGAAGGCCAUUUUUCAAAGCUAAGGCCUUCAUUCCCACCUUGGAUGAAAUCACAAAAACAGGUUAAAGAAUUAGACUUCUCAAAUGCUAGCAUUGGUUCGCUUCCAAAUCCAAUGCCUAUGGAAUUGGCUUCUUCUAUUGUCGUCGAUCUAAACUUUAAUCUUCUUGAGGGACCAAUUCCUACUAUAACACCUGGAUUUGAGUUGUUAGAUCUCUCACACAAUCGCUUUUCUGGUGCAAUCCCAUGGAACAUAAGUCAACACAUGCAUUAUGUGGGAUUUUUAUCUCUUUCUCAUAAUCAACUCCAUGGAGAAAUACCAUUGUCUUUAGUAGAAAUGUCCCUAGUAACUGUCAUUAAUCUUUCAAACAACAACUUAACUGGAAGGAUCCUCCAAGCCUUGCAAAUUGCAUUCUUCUGGAUGUACUAG
Molecule: messenger RNA, 1224 nt
Organism: Cicer arietinum (chickpea)
Lineage: Eukaryota; Viridiplantae; Streptophyta; Magnoliopsida; Fabales; Fabaceae
Source: RefSeq, a predicted model, not a curated record